Solea senegalensis (Senegalese sole) is the source of this 4689-nucleotide messenger RNA. Its product is annotated as E3 ubiquitin/ISG15 ligase TRIM25-like. Gene Ontology annotation, molecular function: protein binding. Lineage: Eukaryota; Metazoa; Chordata; Actinopteri; Pleuronectiformes; Soleidae. The record is from RefSeq and is a predicted model, not a curated record. The transcript is spliced from 9 exons. The coding region runs from base 380 to 2374 and encodes 664 amino acids.
CUACAGAAAACGGUCAGCAGAGGGAGCUAUGCUCACAUAAUCCUCACAUACUGUGCUUUUUCCUUUGUACACCACAGCCUCACUUUAGCCUUACCUGUACUCUCACUGUUCCAUUCCUGCAGUGAGUGCAAACACAAUAUCUCAUGACAGAGUAAGACGUGAACUGAAAUGAGUAACUGCUAUGUCAUAAAGUAAUGAAUAAGCACUAUUUACUGUGUGUCUGUUGUUCUAUUUAUAUUUUUUCACAGUGAUUCUAACACUGUAUCUUCACAGAAAGGCAUAAAAGGAGUAACUGGCACAAUGUAGUGAGUGAGUGAGUGAGUGAGUGAAUGAUCCUUUAAGAUUUGACUUGUACCUGUAAGACAGUACUGAGGGUAGUAUGGCACUACUUGCGCGUGCUUGCGGAAGGGCAGCUACUAUCUCGUGGCCACGCCCCUUAAAAACAACACACAGUGGACCUGGACCAGCCAGGGACAGAAGUGAGUCCUCUACCAGAGGUCAGGGGUCCGGCUCCAGGACAGACAGACAGACAGACAUGGCCCAAGCGAACAUCUCGGUGACGGAGAGCCAGUUCAGGUGUCCCAUCUGCCUGGACAUCCUCAAGGACCCGGUGUCCAUCCCCUGCGGUCACACGUACUGCAUGGCGUGCAUCAACAACUACUGGGACCAGGCGGAGUCGAGCCAGUUCAGCUGCCCUCAGUGCCGGGAGGCGUUCAGCCCGCGGCCGGUGCUGCGGAGGAACACGGUGCUCGCCGAGGUCGUCGAGAAGCUCAAGCUGAGCGAGGUGCCCGCGGCGCCGGAGCUCUACCUGGUGGGUGUCGGGCAGGUGCCGUGCGACUUCUGCCCCGCGGAGGGGAGGCUGAGGGCGAUGAAGUCGUGCCUGGUUUGCCUGGCGUCCUUCUGCGAGCUCCACGUUCUGCCACACCGGGAGGUCGGCACGCUGAGGCGGCACAAGAUGGUGGCUGCGGUGGAGUGUCUGGCGGAGCGGCUGUGCGCUCAGCACCGGCUCGGUCUGGAGCCCGCGGGCACCGGCUCCGAGGCGGAGGCCACGGGGGAGUGGACCGGGGACUGUUUGCUGUGCGAGGCCGACCAGGAGGAGGUGCACAGCGUGGACGCCCAGAGAGCCAGAAGACAGCUGCAGCUCCAGGAGUCUCAGAGGAUGAUGCAGGGGAGGAUUCGUAUCGGAGAAAGGGAGAUAGAGGAGUUUCAGCAGAGCUUGGAGUCCCUCAAGGUGUCUGCGUCGGCUGUUCUGGAGGACAGCGAGGCUCUGUUUGCCGACAUGGCGCUCCGCUUGGAGAAAUCCAAAGCAGAGGUCCGAGCGAGGCUGGAGGCGAAGGAGCGAGCAUUGGUGGGUCGGGCCGAGCGUGACCUCGAGAUGCUGGAGAAGGACGUGGAGGAGCUGAGGAGGAGAGACGAGGAGAUCGGUCAGCUGCUGCAAACGGAGGACAGCGCACACUUUUUACAGGUAGCUCCACUGCUGUGUGUCCCUCUUACUGCUGGCCGCCACUCCAGAGCGCUCAGCCUGCCCACAGAGGCCUUCAGCGGAGCCAGGAGAGCGCUGUGUCACUUCCGCAGCCGGAUAGAGGAAGUCUGCAGGGAGGAGGUCGACAAAGUCAGUCGCGCAGUCAAUGAGAAUUACGUGUCUGGUGGAGAUUGCGUAAAAGGUGGUAGAAAUCUGUGUGUGGAGAACACCAAACCUCAGCAAAUGCAGCCGACUGCAGGUCAACAUGGUACCACUGUGGCAGUGCCGGUGUCAUUCCCUAUGUCCCCUUUGUCUCUGCAGCCGGCUGAUCAGAGGAUGAGGGCAUCUUUCCUUAGGUUUUCAUGUCAUCUGUCCUUGGACCCCAAUACGGCCCACCCUACUCUGAGUCUGUUGGAGGGGCUCCAGGGUGCCCACUGUGGCGAGGAGCCCCAGUCCUACCCCCCUCACCCACAGCGCUUUGAUUCAGUGGCUCAGGUUCUGUGUCGGGAAGGCCAGUUUGCUGGUGCCAGCUACUGGGAGGUGGAGUGGAGGGGCGGAGGAUGGAUCGACAUUGGCGUCACAUAUCGGGGUAUCGGACGCAAAGGCGGCGGAAAACCCUGCCUGCUUGGCCGCAAUGAGAACUCCUGGCGGCUGCGGUGUACGCAUGCGGGAUACGCCGCCUGGCACGACAACCGUAAGACCACUGUGGCUGCGCCGCCCUGCCCCAGGAUCGGUGUCUUCCUGGAGCGCCAGAAAGGAGUGUUAUCCUUCUUCAGCAUGUCAGACACAGUGGUGCUCCUACACACAUUUCACUGCCUGUUCUCACAGCCGCUGUACCCGGCCUUCCGCCUGGACCUGGACUCCACGCUGCUCAUCUGCCCACAAGGUGGAGGCAAUGGAAACCCAACUUAACCCUGCCUUUUCUCCGUAUCUGGGACCCUUUACUUGAACCUGCUGUCACUGAAAUCCUUUAGUUCAAGCCUGUGUUUAUUAGCUCGAUAGCUACAGCUAUCGCUGAUCUAAAGUGUUUUUGUCUGUGACGUGGGUCUCUCAGUCUCAGGGUCUUGACACUAAAGCUGCACUCACACAUACGUGGUGGAGUCCUCAAAACACUGCUAAUUACCUUUAAAUAGGGCUGUGUCACUGUGUUGCCGUGGUGCAUCAUGCAUUCACUUCACUAAUUCACUUUGCUGCUAACGUUAAGAAACCUUUAGUUUUGCAUGCAGCAGUGCAAGGCUAAUCAAAUCGAUGUUAUGCAAAUAUCCCGGCACGGCCGCUUCAAUCUGUUUUGUGUUUUUACGCCCAAACAGAGCUCUCAAACAGGACUGUUCUCCCCCAUUGUCGGGUGUUUUUUCGGAUAGUUCAACCAACUGUGGAUGUCGUCGCUGUCCCUUUAGCAACAUUAGCAUGUCUUGCUUCACUGAAACUGUUCUGCUAACGCUGCGAACAGCCGCCUGCGGCACCAGGUGUAAGACAAGCUUACCUCAAGCAUUAAAGUGAAGAGGCACACGUUUCUUUUUCUCUCUUCUCUCUGUGUCUUGUGACAAUAUUCCAAAAAUCAUGGAAUCUGGAAUCACGGUGUCUCAAUGUAGAGGGCUUACUUCAGGGGCUGAACUGAAAUGAGAGGAUCUGUGGGGGGGGAACUAUUUAAAAUCUCCAGCACUCAAUGAAUCCUGGGACCCAUUUGGCUGGGAAUGGAUGGGACACAUUUUAUCAGCCACAUUUGAAGUAGUCUGUGAAAUGGAAUGGCUGAGUUGUGGUGUUAUGGUACAGUGAGCCUUCAAAUGUAGACUCUGAAGGAUGCAGCCUAUGACUUACUCAUCAUCAUCUUGAAAUGCCCAGGCAUUACUAACCAUUAUAUUUUACAAAGGGUCCAUGCUACUCAUGAAUCCCAGUAAUCAACAAAAAGGCAACAUGCCUGAAUCCUGAAUCCUGAACCUGAAACACCUUAAUAGAAUUCAACCUAUUCACUAAUGUGCUUUUCCAACUAUGUGACAUGUAAGAAUGUCCUCUGUGAAAUAAUGUAUCCACUGCUUACAUUGUCUUUGUGUUUUUUUUUUAGCUAUUUAAAUAUGUAGCACCUGUGAUUACUUGGAUACCCACAGCAAAGAUAUUUGACACGAGAAACCUCCGUCAGUUUAGAAAAUUCUGUGUACAGUGACUAAAGCGGUAGAUUUACACUUAAUUGAAAUGCCAUAUUUUAGUUGUUGUUGCUUUGGAUCAUGUCUGUUGUGUUUUCCUGUAACUUGAGAGAGUUUUCGGGUACGACCUUUCACAGGUUUGUCUUCAGGAAUCUCCAAAAAUUAAGUUCACCAUGUUUGAAAUGUGCUUGAACAACUUAUGUCUGCGUGAAAAACUGUUUACAGAACUACCAAAACUGUUCGAAAAUUUGUGUCCGGGCAUUUUCUGUGAAUUUUCUGGAGAUUUCUGUUAUAUUUUCUAUGUGGUCUCACUCAACGUUUGCUUUCUCACACACAGCUAAUGCAAACAUUCGAUUAGCUUAGCCUAGCGGAGACUGUUUGUAGAAAGAAAUAGUUAGUGUAGCAGUGUCUGUCUAACAACAACAACAGAAUCCCAUUAAUUAAAGGCGCAACGUGUUUUUACUCUUUUUACGUUUAAUAAUAGUCCGUUUUUAGCUGAUAACUGUUUUAGCUCAAGUUUCUGUUGCCUCUGGACAGAGCCAAGUUCCUUCUGUAUGCUAAGCUAAGUUAGCUUUGGCAUCAUAUUUUAUAUACAGUCAUGAAAAUUGAACAUUUCCACUUCCUGUUUGACUGUUUAUGGGUUUAUGACAUCAUCUUCACCAUGAAGCCAUUUUUGAAUGGUGCGGCUCCAGAGGAAUUGCAAUAUCUUGACGAAGCACUGUGUGAGUUUUUCUUUCUGUCAGGGAUAGAAAAUACAAAAUAAUAGAAUAGAAUAGAAUAGAAGGCAUUUCUAUUCUAUUCUAUCAGAGUUCAAUACAAUCUACUUCUUUUCCUUUACUACAUUUAAGGGCAUGUGUGUUCAAAAGUCUUCAAUAAUAUACAGGAAACCCUCUGUAUUUAGCAGGCCCAGAAAAAAGUUAUCUUAAUUAUAUUAGGCAGAUCAAUCUUUUUUUUGCCAUCAAGUGCUUUAUUCCGCAAGCUGAAUGUCUAUAAUUGAAUCCAGUAGCAUUUUCACUGUGCUAUUGAUUUUGUAAUAUGAAAUAUGUCAAAUAUGUUGAGUUGGCAAUAAAAUGAACCAGGUCUGAA